AUGGUUGAGCCCUCAGUCCCGCACCUCCCUCCCGCCCGCAACCGCUCACCCGUCCUCCGCCGCCGCCCGCACGCUGGCUUCCCCUCCCGCGCGCUGGCCCGUCCGCUGUCGCCCCCGCCCGCGCGCUGGCCCGUCCGCUGCCGCCCUCGCCCGCCCGCUGGCUGCUCCUCCCGCUCGUCCGCCGCCGCACGCUCCUUCCCCCGACCCGCCGGAGUCUGCCGCCCGCUCGCCCGGCCGCGCAAGCUCCUGCCCCCGAUCCGCCGGCCGCCGCCGCCCGCCUCAUUGCCGGAGACCGCCCGCCUCGCUGCCGUAGAUCCCCCCGUGGUCGUACCGCCCUCUGCCGGACACCCCCACCGCCCGCGGCCGUCGCCCCCCAUCCGUUGCCCCUACCCUGCGGAGGAGGAUCAGGUGGUCUUCUUUAGUUUGAUGUACUCUUCGCUUCUGUCGCUGAAGAAGCGAAGGGGAUGGAGGAAGAAAACUGAGAUAUUGGCUGUGGGGUUGUGGAUUUGUGUUCUCUGACUCAAUAUCCCCUUGUAUUCCUCAUGCACUCACGAAACACCUUGCCCUGAAAUUUCAAAAGUGGAAAUCGAGUGGCGGAUCAACAUUGGAAGGAACCCAAACUAACCUAUUCAACGGUGAUUUCAUAUUUGUCUUUCCAACUCUGAUUUAGUAGUCUUUUCGUGCUGUAAAUUGCAGGUUUGGCAAGAAACUUCGGCUUAAUUUUUUUUAAUAGUGAUCUUAGUAGUAUUUUCAUGCUGAAGAUUUCAGAUUUGAUAAGAUACU
Molecule: messenger RNA, 783 nt
Organism: Triticum urartu
Lineage: Eukaryota; Viridiplantae; Streptophyta; Magnoliopsida; Poales; Poaceae
Source: RefSeq, a predicted model, not a curated record